Messenger RNA from Polistes dominula (European paper wasp), 7240 nucleotides. It is a transcript of the gene Fak, whose product is annotated as protein tyrosine kinase 2 Fak. Gene Ontology annotation, molecular function: protein tyrosine kinase activity; ATP binding. Gene Ontology annotation, cellular component: focal adhesion; cytoskeleton. The record is from RefSeq and is a predicted model, not a curated record. Gene Ontology annotation, biological process: protein phosphorylation; signal complex assembly. NCBI's taxonomy places the organism in Eukaryota, Metazoa, Arthropoda, Insecta, Hymenoptera, Vespidae.
GUAUACCUACUCGCUAUAGUCUUCUAUAUAGUACGUUGACUCGAGAGAGAGAAAGAGAGAGAGAGUGAGUGAGAUAGAAAACGCGCGUCCUUGUCGUGAACGUCGACACACUGCAUCGCGACAGAACACAUCGGUCCAUCGAGACGAAGACGAGAACUCGAAGAAACUAAAGGAAAAAGGAAGAGAGAGAGAAAGAAAUAGGAAGACAUUUGGCUGUUGCUAAGCGCUACUUUUACUACUUCCGGUAUUUCUGGUAUCUUCAGCAGGGAUAACAAGACGCGUUCUGGCCUUCACCCAGGUCCAAGAAGAUACAAUUGAAGGAAAGAAAGGACGAAAGUGAAAGACUGAUUUUAAUGAUCGUUCCAUCCAUGACCGUCUAAAGUUUCUAGAAUAUACUAGAAUUGAAUCACCGAGCCAUAUCUAAAUUGAAGAUAUACAAAGAAUCUCGUUUGAAAACACGAUCGAAACAUUACUUUAACCAAUCAUACGAAAAAUUCUUUGAUCAAUGUAUGUGCCUGUAUUUUAAAUAACCGUCCCCAUCGAUCAAUACGUUUCUUUUUGAAAAAAUAAAAGAUAAGUGAUACGAAUAGUAAGAAGACUGAUAAGAAAAAAGAGACUAAAUAAAUCGUCGAAAAAUCGUUCGUAAUUUUAUUCGUGAUAACAGUGUUGUGCUACUAUUUACUAUUACUGAGGACUCCGUGAUUAGUGGUGGGUGAUGAUAAGUGACCCCACCGUUUCGAAUGAAGUGGUUUUAGGAUGAUGGUGGAGCGUGUCGAGGAUCACCUCUUCAUGUAUCGACGCCCCGUCUAUCGGGUCUUCCAGUACCUCGAAACCACCGACCAUGAGGGGAUGAGCACUGGGACAGGAGAUGGAGGUGGAAGCGGAGGUGGUGGUGUGCAGGGUGGGGGAGGUGGAAGAAAUACUCCACCUCAUGGAUCGCCCACCCCCAUGGACAAGGCCACCUUGAAGGUCCACUUACCCAACGGUGGUUUUAAUGUCGUCAAAUUUGGUGAUGCUAUUGACGUGAAAGGAAUCAUCUCGUUAGUAACCAGCCGACUUGCCGUUGGUAACAGGUAUUAUCGAAAUCUCUAUGCCAUGAGAUUGCAUCAUCCAGGAUCUGGUGAGAGUUACUGGUUGCAUCAAGACACCACAAUGUAUCAGGUUCAAGAAAAAUAUGAAAAGAAACAUCCUCAUUGUGAAUGGAGGUACGAACUCAGAGUACGAUAUCUACCACAAAAUCUAAAUGAUCUCUAUGAAAAAGACAAAGUCACGUUCUACUAUUAUUACGAUCAGGUACGAAACGACUACCUGUAUGCAAAUCAUUCUGCACUGGACCAAGACGUAGCGGUUCAAUUAUGUUGCUUAGAGAUACGCUAUUUCUUCAAAGACAUGCCACAAAUGGCUCUUGACAAGAAAAGCAAUUUGGAAUACUUAGAAAGAGAGGUUGGCUUACACAAAUUUCUUCCACGGUCCGUAUUAAACGGAAUGAAGCCAAAGGCACUUAGAAAGCUGAUACAACAACAUUUCAAGAAAGUAGCCGCUCUUUCAGAAUUAGAAUGCAUGUUCAAGUUCUUUGACUUGCUUAGGGCACAUUAUAGAUUCGACCAGGAAAGAUUCAUUUGUGCAUUGGGGUCAAGCUGGUCCAUUCCUGUUGAACUAGUCAUAGGUCCUGAUCUCGGCAUAUCUUAUAUGGCUCAUCGAGGUGGAACAGUGCCGACUAGAAUGACAGAGUUCUCGCAAAUACAAUCAAUUCAAACGUUGGUUUCUGACUGCAAAGAACAUGCCAAAGCAUGCAUCAAAUUGAGAGUCGCUGGAGCAACCGAGACGCUGAGUAUAACUUGUUCAAGUUUGGACCAAGCAGAAAGUCUUGCUGACUUGAUAGACGGUUAUUGUAGACUAGUGACUGGCAGUAAUACUUCUUUAUGGAAUCGGAAAGCUGCAUCGUGGAAAAAUUAUCCCUGUCCAUGCAAAGAUGCACAUCCUCCAAAGUAUAGACAAGAUGGUUUCAACAGUCCAGAAAAAAAUGUGAGCAAAACGGGAACAAUUUUGUCCGAAGAUUAUGCGGAGAUCGUAGACGAGGAAGGAGAUUAUUCUACUCCAGCAACACGUGAUUAUGAAAUAGUUCGUAAUCAAGUAGAACUGGGUGAAAUUAUAGGAGAAGGUCAAUUUGGUAAUGUUCACAAAGGAUCGUAUAAAGGUAGAGAUGGACAAACUAUAGCUGUUGCUGUAAAAACGUGUAAAGUUGAUGCUGACCUUGCUACUGCUGAAAAAUUCCUCGAAGAAGCCUACAUCAUGCAACAAUUUGAACACCCUCAUAUAAUUAGACUCAUUGGAGUAUGUUCCGAACCGCCAAUCUGGUUGGUUAUGGAAUUGGCGAGACUCGGAGAAAUGCGUGCAUAUCUUCAGUCUAACAAACAUCGAUUAGAUCUUGCAACUCUUUUACUCUACACAUUCCAACUAAGUACUGCUUUAUCGUACCUUGAGAGUAAAAAAUUUGUGCACAGAGAUAUUGCAGCUAGAAAUGUAUUAGUUUCUUCGCAUAAUUGUGUCAAGCUAGCAGACUUUGGACUGAGUCGAUGGGUGGAAGAUCAAAGUUAUUAUACUGCAAGUAAAUGUAAAUUACCGAUCAAAUGGAUGGCUCCAGAAAGUAUAAACUUUCGAAGAUUUACCACUUCGUCUGACGUUUGGAUGUUCGGUGUUUGUAUGUGGGAGAUAUUAAUGUUAGGUGUAAAACCAUUCCAAGGUGUAAAAAAUAAUGAAGUCAUUCGUAAACUAGAAAAUGGUGAAAGACUAGCGCUUCCUAAUCACUGCCCACCACGCUUAUAUUCCUUGAUGUCUCAGUGUUGGAGUUAUGAACCUAGCAAACGACCAACGUUCAAAGAAAUUAGAGAAACUUUGCAUGAAAUUUUGUUAGAAGAGAAGCAUCAACAACAAGAGACUAUGAGACGAGAAAAUAGAAGAGUACAAGCCAUGUCUUGGGGUGCAGACGAAGUUCCACCUCCGAAACCUUCCAGACAACCACAAAAUACAGCAGCAGACUCAGCACAAUUAACAGCAGCUGCGCCUGUCUCUACUUAUAUUGUAGCACAGAGUCCGGAAGUUCUUGCUCAACUUCUUAAGGAUAAUCAAACUAGGGGGGUAUGUCCCUCUGUCUACACUACUCCUGCCUCUCCAUUUAACACACUCGCUGUACAAUUUCAAGACGAAGAUCAAGUCUUGACUACUGCCGUUGUCUCAGAUUUACCCUUUUUCGACCCAGCGAUUUCCGAGCCUACUGCUUCUCAUGACACACAGUCAGGAGACUCAACUUUGUCCGACACUAAUCUAGAUUCUCUAGACUCCUCAGACACUGUUUCUCCCCUCAUGUCGAGUCUCAAUAUUUCAGACACAGCGCAGACACAAUCGCCAGCUGCCGGUAGAAAACAACAAAAGGUUAAAGAGAUGCAAAACUUAUAUGCAGUAAGCUCAAAGGUCGUCAGUAAUAUCACGGGAGAUUUAUAUUCGCCUGUGCAGAAAUUUUCAGUAUCCAAUCCGAUACCCAUUACGACUACUGCUUGCGGUGAAAUAUAUGGUCCUGUGGCUAAUUUUACACAAAGUUCGGCUAUUGUAGGUAAUCUCAGUCAAAGUCCAAGCGUAGGUGGUAACUUUGGUGAAAAUCCAGGCAAUUUUGGCCCUAGCAGCUUAAAUAAUCAAACUCAGUUUGUGAGUGGCACGCAUGCUCAAUCAUCUAAUCUUGGUCAGCACUCCACUAAUAUCACAAGCCAAGCAUAUGCAAGUGGUCAACAACCCAUAAUUCCUAGUAGUUCAUCUACUUCAAACGCUGUUACCGCUACAGGAUCUCCUCGUAUUAAUGCAGUUAAUGUUCCAAUAUCCACUGCCAAUGCGGAAUGUUUGUAUGGCCCUGUUUUAAAAUUCCGAGCACAAAGUACUCAGAGUCAAAGUGGUGGAGAUAUGACAUCCGUUAGUUCAGCUACAUCGUUUGUUCCAAGUGGAAGAAGUCAAUUAGUUUAUAGUCCAACACCAGUUCAAAACUUACAAUCUCAACCACUUUAUCCCCAAAACUAUCAACAUCAACAAAUAUAUUCUAAUGUUAAUCAAAUGGGGCAACAACACAUGUAUAUUCCGCGAGCGCAACAAGCACAAAAUAUUCAACGCCAACCUCUUUUACAACCACAAUCUCUUUCUUACACAUCAUCGCAAUAUACGAUGCAACAGAACCAAACAAGCAGUGCCAAUCCAAUAUACACAGCCCAUGCUACAUCCGUUACGGUUGUUCAAGCACAAAAGGUGCAAAUGCCAAAUUAUAUACCGCAAGUGCAAAGUGGAAUAGCAAAUAACCAAUCGCCAGCAUCCCUGAACGUUACCGCAAACCAGCAUCAAUCAUUUGGAGUAACUCAAGCUCAUGGCAUUCAGUCUCGCAUUGCUGCACCAGGUGUCAUGAUUCAACAAAGUAGCCAACAGCACACUCAGUCACAUGUUCCUAACUUCAUCUUAGGUCAACAUUCUGGUUUUAAUGCUCCUACGGAACAAACGCAAGUUCAGUACAGUGCUACAGGUUUCUCAACACAGCAACAAGUGAUAAACGCGGUUGACGUAAAACAACAAAUAGCUCAAAUGGCGCCAACGAUUGCUAAAUCAUGCACACCUCAAAUAGCAACUGGCAUAGCGAAAAUCACUACAUUCGUAACAUCAAAACAAGAUGAACCACUGACAAGUUCUACAGACGGUACUCUAUCUGGAUCACUUAUAUCUUCUGCUGUCAGCGACAGCACUAUUUCAUCUAGCAGCUCAAUGACAGAGGAGGCACAGCAAGAUCAGAGAGGUGCACAAUCUCAGAUAUUUGACAGUGGUGCUGAUAGCUUCAUUGGUGGUAUAGAUGACGAACAAAAGUUAUUAGAACAGCGACUUUUGGAACAGCAACGGCAAUCUGAAGAAGAUAGUCGCUGGUUAGCGAGAGAAGAGAAACGUUUGUCAAUUGCAACAAGUGGAGAUGAAAGUGCUAGUCCACCUAUUCCUCGUUCAGCCACACAAUCCCCAAAUCAUGAACCUCAUACCGCGAAUACAGGAUCUCUUGGUUCAGAUAAAGGACCCGAAAAAGAAAAGGAAAAAGUAAUAGUUGUAAAGAAAAUGGAACCAACACCAACAGCAGAUUUGGAUAGAACUAAUGACAAAGUAUAUGAUUGUACGACUAGCGUAGUUCGGGCAGUAAUGUCUCUAUCGCAAGGCGUUCAACAGAGUAAAGCCGAUCAGUAUUUAGAAUUAGUAAGAAGAGUAGGCAUGGAAUUAAGAGCUUUACUCUCCUCUGUUGAUGCUCUUGUAGAAAUAUUACCUAUAUCCGCGCACAGAGAAGUAGAAAUGGCACAUAAGGUUUUAAGUAAAGAUAUGGCUGAACUUGUAACGGCUAUGAAAUUAGCACAAAAUUAUAGUGCUACCACGUUAGAUGCAGAAUAUCGAAAGGGAAUGCUUUCUGCAGCUCAUAUUUUAGCGAUGGAUGCAAAAAACCUCUUAGAUGUAAUCGACUCUAUUCGUAUUCGAUAUCCAUACGUGGAUAAUCAAAUUUGUCAAAAGCAAAAUGAUCAGAAUACAUCACGAGACUCAACACCAGAACAUUGCAUUCGAUCGAGCCAAUCUGGUGAACAUUUUUUAAGAAGAAGCCAGUCUAGUGAAAGGCAAGCAACAACAUUCAGACAAAGCCAAAGUGGAGAUCUUCUACAUCGAAUGGGUCAAUCAGUUGACCGUUCUUUGCAGGGAAGUCAAACUGAUGUUAGCAGUGGAGCUAGUUUAGAGAGGAGGCAUCACAUCGUAACAAAUAGUCUUGAACGUAAUUCAACAAGUAGAAGACAAAUGGCAACCAAUAGCUUAGAAAGAAAAAGGCCAUCAUUAUCUUGUAAUAUGGGUCCUAUGAAUAAUUCCGUUAAUCUCCCGCCGAUAGUACCAGUAACAUGCAAUUUGGUUCAGACAGUGGGACCUGUUAUUCAUCCGAGUCAGUCAGUCGCGAUGGGUGUUAGUCAACAGUCAGUAUUCACUGCUAAUAAAUCUUCAAAUGAAACACCUGCCAGUGACAGCUAACAAGAUGCCUUUCAUUGAGGGAUACUUUGGAAUACUACUUAGAUCGUAUGUAAAUAGACGAUAAUGUAUGAGUUACCUGUGUAUGUCCCAUGAAUAUAUCGACAACAGGACAUCUAGUAUUUGUGCUUUUUAGCUCUUUUUAAUAUUUAUAUAUACAGACACUUUGUCCAGGCGUACUUAUAGAUAGGACAGUAUUCACCAGAUAUAGAUGUAGUAAAUUAGAUAAUUUAAGUCACAACUAUAAAGAAUCAACUCCAAAGUUUUAGAAUUAAAGUUACUAUUUGUUAUGGCAAAUACGUGUAUAUAUGAGGUGAUGCAAAAGAUAUGUGUGCUCAAUAAAAACUGCGAUUAUUCAAGAACACAUAAUAGAUACACCUGUAGCAAGUAUAUCUGCCCUGCUUUUUACAAUUUUUUCUAAAGCUUAAUAAAAACAAAACAUAAAUGUUCAGAUAAUGUUGCAACAUUGUUAUUUGCAUGGCUCAUAGUUCAGGUAAUUGUUUGUCUUAUUGCAUCACCUCAUUGGUAGUUGAAUAUUGCAUAUAUCGUGCAAAGGUUUGGUUUCUCGUCAGACACAAUGUUGCCACGUUGUUUUUAAUACAAGUUCAUAAUUUGAUAGUCUAUUUCCUACAUAUAGAAGUACUAUGGGGAAUAAUUAUAAUGUAAAAAAUGGGACUGAACGUUAUUUUUAUUAGCAAAUUAUUUAAUGAUUCAUACCAGUUUGCAACGUUUGUACAAGAUGUUUUAUAAAAAGCGAAUCUCGUUCUCCGACAGUAAGUCAGUUCCUACAAAAUAUUUUUAGGCAAUAUCAUCCUUUCACAGUGAUACUGCUAAUAGCUUUUUAAUGCGAUUGGCAGUAACAUUUACAUUAGUGUGUUUGAUGCUUUUUAUAAAGCAUCACCAAAUAUUCUACGAAUAAAUAGCACUUCUUUUCCAUAUAUAACAUAUUCCUUCAUUAAGUUCCUGGGAAAUUCAAAAUUUUAUUUAGGCAGCAUUCUUUAAUGAAUGUAUUAAUAAAUAACAUCAAUACCAUCAUACAUACUCAUACACAUCAUAUUAUCAUAUUCGCACAUGAUAAAAAACUUUGAACUCUGUGCUACAAUUUUUCUUAUUUCAAAAGAUCGUAUUCAUGGCUUUAAAGCUUUGAUGUGCCAAGGUGUAUUUAUGUACUCAA